This is a messenger RNA of Periconia digitata, 403 nucleotides long. NCBI's taxonomy places the organism in Eukaryota, Fungi, Ascomycota, Dothideomycetes, Pleosporales, Periconiaceae. The record is from the annotation of a GenBank genome assembly.
CUACAUGUACAAGCUCUUUGUGUUACCUUAGUGUUACCUUGCCCCACUUUAACAAAAAAAACUUUUUCUAUACAGCAGUCACCUCAGGAAGACAGCCAUGCGAUUGCUUCCUACAGCAUUGAUCGGACUCUGUUUGUUAUUUCAAAAUCGCAACUUGCGGAUCUGCGCUCUAUCUCAUCGCAGUCUCUUUCGACCAGCAGAGUUUCAUUCCACGGCUCUCGCUUGCUGUGCCGUCCAGCCAGGAGUGCAAGGACGUGUACAACUGAGGCGCACUACUUUUCGCCGAUCGGCGGGGGUGGUCGUAUGUUGUACCGCAUUGCGGGGUUGUACCGUGUCUUGGCAGCCCGUGCGCACAAUCCGCCCUUGCGCGCCCGCCCAAUGCAGCCACCAACCCUUGAUAUAG